AUGGUCAAAGUGACAGAAAGUACCAUCGAUAAAACUACAGCUGUUAUAGCAACAAUUACCGCACCUCCUGGUACUAAGAUUGUCAUGACCUCUACUAUGACCGUUACUGCAUUGCCUACAAGUACUGCAGCCGCUGUACUUACUACUGUAGCAUCUGCCGCUGCAGCUACUACACUUAUUGCCGCAACUUCUGUACCUAUCACUGCACCUACUACGGCAAUUCCCGCAAUUGCUAUAUCUAGCACUACAGCUAUCAUGCCCACUCCCGAGGCUCCUAUGCCUACCACUGCAGCUGCUAAAUACACUCCUUCAGCUGCUGUACUUACCACUGCAGCUAUUAUACCCACUCCCGCAACUCCUAUGCCUACCACUGCAGCUGCUAAAUACCCUAUUCCAGCUGCUGUAUUUACCACAGAAGCUACUAAAUACCCUCCUCCAGCUGCUGUACUUACCACAGCUGCUAAAUACACUCCUUCAGCUGCUGUACUUACCACUGCAGCUAUUAUGCCCACUCCCGCAGCUCUUACCACUGCAGCUGCUAAAUACCCUUCACCAGCUGCUGUACUUACCACUGCAGCUGCUAAAUAUCCUACUCCAGCUGAUGUACUUACCACUGUAGCUAUUAUGCCCACUCCCACGGCUUCUAUGCCUACCACUGCAGCUGUUAAAUCCACUCCUCCAUCUGCUACACCCAGCACUGCAGCUAUUAUGCCUAUUCCUGCAGCUCCUGUGCCUCCCACUGCAGCUGCUCGACCUCCGACUAUAUCUACCAUUCCAGUUGCCACGCCUACUAUACCUACUACCAAAAUUACGGCGAUUACUGUCGCGACUUCUGUUCCUACAAAUGAUAUGGUAACCGAUUCUACAGUACCAUCAGUAACAAUGAAAAUCACAACGAUAGAACUAUGCAGAGCGUGCAAUAAUAUACCGGCAAUUAGAGCUGACUCAUUAGCUAGUGGAGAACGAAAUGGUCAUUUGCUAGUCAUUUAUGGAGCAAAUCCGUCUGGUUGUCGUACUGCUAAUCUCAUUUGUGAUGGAACUUUCUUGACAAGACAAAUUGCAAUAAUUUAUGCAAAUGGAAUCAAAAAUAGUCCAUUGGCAAUGUCACCAACGGGAUCAGUUCAAGUUACCUUAACUUGUGAUAAUAAUAUCUGUUGGAGAGCACCAAACUCAGGGAUGAAUAUUUGGAAUGUAACAUGCAUAUUUAGAGAUCAACCAAUACCAACGACAUCGUUACCACCAACUACAACACCGAUACCAUGCAGUACGUGCACAAAUAUCAGAGCUGAAAGAGUAAGGAAUCCUGCAUUAAAUGAAGCUAAUGGAAAGCUUACCAUUGAAUAUACGUAUAACGAAUUUGGCUGCCGAAUUGCUUUCAUUCAUUGUAACAGUAGUGAUGACAAUGCAGAAACUACAAUCUAUUUCAAUGGGAUGAAAAAUUUACCAUAUGUUUCAAGUAGAACUGGUCAUUCAAUAAUUUUUUUGGUCUGUGGUGAUAAUCUACGCUUUAGAGCUACAGGUUCACGUACCAACGUUGAAAGUGUUACUUGUCUUUCACGAGAUAUUAUUCCAACAGUACCUUCAACAAUAACUAUACCACGUAUAACAACUAUUCCAACAGUACCUUCAACAAUGACUAUACCACGUAUAACAACUAUUCCAAUAGUACCUUUAACAAUAACUAUACCACGUAUAACAGCUAUUCCAACUACACCAUCAAUAAUGACUACAACAACUGCUCGAGCAGUACCUUCACCAAUAACCACGACAAUUAUUCCAAUAAUACCUUUAACGAUGACUAUGCCACCUUCUCCACCAACAACACCAGCAGUACCAUUACCCUGUACGAGAUGCGAAAAUCUUAAGGGUAGGCAAUUAAUAGGAUUAAGAUCAAAUGAAAUUAAUGGUCCGUUGGUAAUUGAAUAUUCGAGACAAGCUGAUGGUUGUCGUAAAGCAAAUAUUAUUUGUGGUACCGUUAAGAAUUGGACCACUGCAAGGAUAUUUUUCAAUGAAGAAAUGAAUUUACCAUUUAUAUCGGAUAUCACUGGCAAAGCAGAAUUGGAAUUGAUAUGUGGAAGUAAUUCACGAUGGCGAGCAUUUGAAUCAAGAAUUGAUGUUGCAAGCGUUUCUUGUCUUUUAAUAGCUCUAUUGUCGACACCAUCAACAGUUUCGCCACAAUUGAGAACUCAUUCACAGCCACUUAUGCCAACAUUAACAACACCGCUCAGAUGUCAAGCGCAAUGGGCGACAUGGGGAGCCUGGUCAACCUGUACGGACACGUGCGGUGCUUACGGAACUCGUCAACGUUUUCGUGGUUGUGAGCGAACUAAUGAGGAUUGCUUUUGUCCUGGGAGUAUAAGUGAGAUGGAACUUUGCAAUCUUCAACCAUGCUUAUAUCCACGAAAUGCAUGUCGACCAAAUUAUACGGUCUCUUCAGUGAAUCAAAAAUUUGUUUGUGUGCCGAUUCAAUCUUAA
This is a messenger RNA of Acanthocheilonema viteae, 2475 nucleotides long. The record is from the annotation of a GenBank genome assembly. NCBI's taxonomy places the organism in Eukaryota, Metazoa, Nematoda, Chromadorea, Rhabditida, Onchocercidae.